CUUUUUUUUUUUUUUUUUUUUGUUUUUUUUUCUCGUUCCUCUUCCUUUCACAAUGUCAAUGCUUUCGUGUGUUGCGUGGGUGCCGCGCGGUGCCGCCCUCGCCAAGCCCGAGCGCGUCGAGCUCGAAGAAGAGGAGCUCAAGCAGCUCAUUGAAGACGCGUCGUCCGAGCUCAAGGAGCACAACGAGUCCAAGGACGAGCACAGGCGCAAGGCACAGGAGGCCGCCGCGAGCAUUCUGGGAACCAAGUCAACCGCUUCCAAGGACACUGGCAUUGAGGACGAGCUCGCCGAGUUCAAUCUCGACACGUAUGAUGACGACGAUGAGGAAGAUGGCGUCGCCAUGAACGGCGUGGCUGGAUUCAAUGGCCUUGCUUAUUAUUCAUCCAACUCGCAGGAUCCUUACAUUACCCUCAAGAACUUCGAGGACGACGAGGAGAUUGAGGACUUUACCAUCAAGCCGACAGACAAUCUGAUCGUUGUUGGUCAGACCGAAGACGACUACUCUCGCCUGGAAAUCUACGUUUACGAGGAAGAUGUCGACAACCUUUAUAUUCACCAUGACAUGAUUCUUUCGGCCUUCCCUCUCUGCACCGAGUGGCUGAACUAUGAUUCCGGCGCUGAAGGAGAGACGGGCAACUUUAUCGCCAUCGGCAACAUGAGCCCCGACAUUGAAAUCUGGGAUUUGGACGUCGUGGAUGCGGUCGCUCCAGUGUGCGUGCUCGCCGGCAACAAGAAGAAGGCUUCCAGCAAAAAGAAGAAAACAUCCGACGCUACUGCCGGUCAUUCUGACGCAGUGAUGGGCCUCUCGUGGAACCGACCAAACCGAAACCUGCUUGCCAGCUCGUCUGCUGACGCGACCGUCAAGCUGUGGGAUUUGCAAAACCUCCAGUGCCUCCAAACUUACAUUCACCACAGCAACAAGGUCCAGGUCUGCAGCUGGAACCCUGUCAAUGUGACUUAUUUGCUGACCGGCUCGUACGAUCGCACCGCCUCCGUUUUCGACACACGUGCACCAGACUCUGUCAUUCGGUGGAACCUCCCCGCUGACGUUGAGAGUGGUGUUUGGAACCCCCUGGCUCCCGAGUAUUUCUUUAUGAGUUGCGAGAAUGGUGACGUUGUCUGCUGCGACACUCGCAUGCCCGCAGGUCCCGCAUACACCAUCAGUGCUUCGGACAAGCCAGUCACGUCGCUCACCAUGAGCCCCGCUGUUCCCGGAAUGCUCGUGACUGCCUCGGCCGAUCGCCACAUUAAAGUGUGGGAUGUGAUGGGCGACAAGCCUCAGUUUGUCUAUUCCAAAGAAUUCCAAGCAGGUCCGAUUUACGCCGCCGGCUUCUCCCCCAACUCGCCGUGCACAAUCGCCUUUGGCGGUGGCAAGGGCAUGCUCAAGCUUUGGAAUCUUCUUGAGAGCUCUGCUGUUCGUCGGCAAUUCCACGCUCGCUGCAACAUUGCUGCCGAGAACUUUUCGAACGUUGCGACGGAGGAAGUCGAGUCGGAUGCGGACGAUAUGGAGGAAAUUGAGCACGCCAUGGACAGCGACAGUGACGAGGAGGCUAUUGUGCGCGACGCCCAGGCCCAGUCCUUCCCGAAGAAGACCAAAAAGACAAAGUCCGCUAGCACUCCUCGUGUUGGCACCAGUGCAACCAGCACGGCUGCCGCAGUGCGCGCAUCGAUGAACUCUAGCAGCAGCGCGUCUACUAGCAAACCUGCAAGCAAACCCGCAGCAGCAGCAGCACCUGCGGCCGCAGCAGCUUCUCCAUCUGCAAAGUCAAAGAAACCCCGUGCCAACAAGCUUGCCAAGAAGUAAAGAAUUCUGCACUGUGUUGGCCAUGUCAUCUUAUUGAGUGUGUGUUUCGUUCCCCCUUCUGUUCGUGUAUCAAGACAAGUAUCUUUUGGUUAUUUCCACGACUCGAGACAUGAGCACAAAAACAAACAAACAAACAAAC
Capsaspora owczarzaki ATCC 30864 is the source of this 1943-nucleotide messenger RNA. RefSeq names its product periodic tryptophan protein. Gene Ontology annotation, cellular component: nucleus. Gene Ontology annotation, biological process: rRNA processing. The record is from RefSeq and is a predicted model, not a curated record. NCBI's taxonomy places the organism in Eukaryota, Filasterea, Ministeriida, Capsasporidae. The transcript is spliced from 9 exons. Gene Ontology annotation, molecular function: protein binding. The coding region runs from base 53 to 1804 and encodes 583 amino acids.